AUGAGUAAUUUGAGCAACCUAACAAGCCUGCAAUUCGUGAAGACAUUUCAGUAUGUGGUUCAUAUACCAACGUUCAUCCUGGGUUUGACUAUUAAUUUGGUUGCACUCUGGAUACUCUGCACCAAAUCAAAGAAGUUGAUCGAAUCUACAAUCUACAUGAUUAAUCUGAGUUUUUCUGACAUAUUUCUGCUUUUCUCUCUGCCUUUCAAAAUCCAUGCUGAGCAGAUGAAUGGAGAUGAAUGGCACCUGGGAGCAAUGUUCUGUAAGUUUCUGGAAUCCCUGUACUUUGUGAACACCUACGGGACGAUCCUGUUAAUAACGCUGAUAUCACUGGAUCGCUACAUCGCUAUCAAACAUCCCUUUCUGGCACAAAUGCUCAGGUCACCAAAGAAAGCCGUCAUCGCCUGCACUGUGAUGUGGGUUUGUAUCUGGUCAGCAAGCAUUCCAAAUUACAUCCAUCCUGAAAACAAUCAGACAAUGAAAAAGUGUUUUGCAAAAUUUGAUGCAUUUUGGGAAAACGAUGCCAUUCCUGUGAGUAUGGAAGUUAUCUUUUUAAUUUCUGCAGUUACUGUGUCUUUCUGUAGUAUUCAGAUCAUCAGAACAUUACGAAGAGUACAUGAAGAAAGAGAUGAUAUGAACAUGAGGACAUCUAUGAAUAUUAUCACUACAAAUCUGGUCACCUUCCUUUUCUGCUUUACACCUUAUCACAUAGCCAUGCUAUUGUACUUCUUAGCAAAGAAGGGCUAUAUAACUGAAUGCUUGGCACCUCUGCGAAUCAGUCUUCAGAUCACUCAACAUUUUGCAACCAUACAUUGCUGCCUGGAUGGAAUGUACUACUAUGUAAUCAUUAAGAGUUUCUGGAAAUCAGGGAUCAAGAUCAUUGUGGAUACUAAUUCAACUCAUACAAGUUGA
Rhincodon typus (whale shark) is the source of this 912-nucleotide messenger RNA. Its product is annotated as G-protein coupled receptor 55-like. The coding region runs from base 1 to 912 and encodes 303 amino acids. Gene Ontology annotation, cellular component: membrane. Gene Ontology annotation, biological process: phospholipase C-activating G protein-coupled receptor signaling pathway; positive regulation of Rho protein signal transduction. Gene Ontology annotation, molecular function: G protein-coupled receptor activity. The transcript has a single exon. NCBI's taxonomy places the organism in Eukaryota, Metazoa, Chordata, Chondrichthyes, Orectolobiformes, Rhincodontidae. The record is from RefSeq and is a predicted model, not a curated record.